AUGUAUCCUAGCUCUAAUGUCUUCUUGGGCGGCAACAGCCAACGUCCUGGGCCACAACAAUACGGAGGGAGUUCUUUCAACCCCGUGGGACCUGGUGGCCAGCAGCAGCAUCAGCCCGUGCCUUUUGGGCCACAACCUACUGGCCUUGGGCAGCAGCCAUUGCAGCAGCAAUACACUGGCUUUCCAACGCAAUCCCAUCCCGCGGGUAUGCCUCAGUCAUCCCAACCUCUUCAACAGCAGUAUACGGGGUUCGCUGGAGCACAAACCCAACAACCGAGCUUUCAGACGGGAGCUGUUCCGCCGAUGCCAUCGAUACCCUUGCAAUAUCAACAACAGUUCCUGCAGCAGCAGCAACAGCCCCAGCAGCAGCCACAGCAGCAGCCCCAGCAAUACCCGUCGCAGCCAGGCUUCCAGCUUUCGCAGCCGACGGGAUUCCAUUCAUCGUCGCCAGCGCAGUCAUCGGGUCCCGCGCCACCUCCACCCCCGAUGAAACCUCAACCGACUGGCUUCACCGAAAUGGCUGCCUCUUUCCAAACAGGCGGGACUCCUAAGCCCCAAGGGCGACGCGCGGAAAAGACGAAUAAAAUCCCAAACAUACGACUAUCCUUCAUCACAGCUCAGGAUCAGGCCAAGUUUGAGACCCUUUUCAAAUCAGCAGUUGGUGAUAAUUCUGCUACCAUGUCUGGUGACAAGGCAAGGGAUCUUCUGCUGAGGUCGCGACUAGACGGCGAUACUCUUUCUCAUAUAUGGACCCUGGCCGAUACGACUCGUGCAGGCCAACUAUAUUUCCCCGAAUUUGCCCUCGCCAUGUAUUUGUGUAAUUUGAGACUAACGGGCAAGUCGCUACCCGCCGCUCUACCAGAUAAUGUCAAGAACGAGGUUUCUAGCAUGGUCGACAUUAUCAGCUUCAGCGUCGUCGAUGACGCUCCAUCGUCCAACCCGGUCUCCAACGCUCCAACAUAUGGCAACGAUUCUUUGACAGGUCCUGCCGCUCAACAACCUCAGCUGUCCAAUUCUCAGCUUCUUCAGUCUCAGAUGACGGGAUUCCCUGGCCAACAGACGGGAUUUGGCAUCCAACCUCAAGGCCUUCAGGCCCAACAAACCGGAUUCCCCAUGAUGCAGAAUCGCCAGCCGACAGGUUACCAAGGCCCCAGACCUCCCAUGCCGCCGAUGCCCACUGGCCUCGGCCAGGGUCUCAAUGACGGCGGUGUCUUGACCACACCAUUGAACGCCCAGCCAACUGGCCGGCCUGGACAAUGGGGUCUUGUCAACGCCCCAGCCUCUGGACUGCCUAAUAUCGAUGCCUUGAAGGCUCGGAUGAUGCCCCAGCCGGGCCGUGAGGCAGGUUCUUAUACGACGCAAGGGCUCCAAGGCAACGCAGUCAUCCCAUGGGCCAUUACCAAGGAAGAAAAGACUCGUUAUGACUCUCUCUUUCGGGCUUGGGAUGGUCUCGGUAAGGGAUAUAUAGGAGGCGACCAGGCUAUCGAAAUAUUUGGUCAGAGCGGCUUGGAGAAGCCUGACCUAGAGCGGGUCUGGACUCUAUCAGACAACGGGAACAAGGGUCGUCUGGAUCUUGACGAGUUCGCCGUUGCCAUGCAUCUCAUCUAUAGAAAGUUGAAUGGUUAUCCCUUGCCCAAUACCUUACCCCCGGAGCUUGUUCCUCCUUCUACCCGCAACUUCAACCAGUCCAUUGGGACUCUAAAGACUAUGCUGAACCAGGAAUCAGACUUCCGAAAGAACUCUGGCGCUUCUCUGCUUCCCCAAAAAACAGGCGUAAGCUACAUGAAGAGCAGGUCAUUUAGAGGCACCGGCGCUGGGGCGCAACCGAGCAGGAAAGACGCGACUGUGUUCCGAAACGAGGAUGAAGACUUUGGAUACCGGUCUAGUGCCCGUAGGAGACUUGGAAACUCUUCCCCACGGUCCGAGUCGCCUGGCUCGGCCGUCUCCAACGAUGAGCUCACGCUCGAGCAGCUGCGGAAGAAAAUCAAGGAGAAGCAGGUUCUUUUGGAUGCCAUGGACUUUGCUGACGAGCAGAAUAACGAGGAGGAUGAUUUGCUGGACCGGCGCGAUCGAAAGGAAUCCGAAGAGCUCUAUAGGCGCAUUCGCCGCAUCCAAAACGACAUUGACGCUCACCCUGAUGCGGCCCCGGCCUCGGGAGACUCGGACGCUGAGAGACGGGCUCUGAAGCGUCAGCUACAGAAUCUGAUCGACAAGGUUCCCGAACUUGCCUCUCAGGUCCGCCGUACCGAGAAGGCCAUUAUGGACGCUAGGAUCGAGUUGUUUCGCCUCAAAGACGUGAAGGCCCACCCGCACAGUGGUCCUCUGAUAUCUGGAACCGGCCCUGGAGGUGCCGUCACGGAGAGCGAUCGGCUCAAAGCCAGGGCCAAAGCCAUGAUGCAGCAACGAACAGCCGCGCUGACUGGAAAGAAAGCAGACACGGGCAUUGACGACUCUGAUGCCCAAAGGAGGCUUGAAGAAGAAAGCAUCAAGGUGAGAACGGAAAAGGAAAGCAAUGAGAACAUGGUCCGUGAUGUCGAAGAAGGUGUGCGUGAGUUCGCCCGAGGGAUUGAAGAUAGUCUCAAGGACGACGGAAGGGACAACACAAGUGGACAUGAAAAGCGUCGUUGGGAAGACGGCCUUGGGGUUGAGGACGAAGUUCGAGACUUUAUAUUUGAACUGCAACGCGAAAGCCGUGCGUGUCGGGUUCGUGCACAGGAUAACCGACCUGGCCAGUCUUCUGCAGUUAUCCAGCAAUCCGGACCGGGGCGAUCGGCUAGCCCGCGCGCAGAAAGCCCGGGCCGGACAUCGCGUACGGCCACGCCUUCAGCCGCGGGGGGCUCUUACUCUUCGUAUAAGACGCCAGAGGAGAGGGCCGCUUACAUCAAGCAACAGGCUGAGCAACGAAUGGCAGAGCGUCUGGCUGCUCUGGGCAUCAAAACCUCGGCCAAAAGUGGCGAGACAGCUGCUCAGCGAGCUGAGCGAGAACGAAGCGAGCGUGCGGCCAAGCUGAGACUGGUGGAGGAAGAAGACGCUCGAAGAGAUGCGGAGCGACAGGCUCGUCUCGCCGACGAGCAAGGAGUCCCCCCUCCUGUGGCAGUCGCGGAUGCUCCUAAGCCUGGUACCAGAGCCCCUCCACCUCCGCCCACGAGGAAAGGCGGAAGAUUGGAAACUGCUGAACAAGAUGGCUCGAAGAAAGCAGAGGGGGCGGAGCAGGCUGUAGCUGCCAAGGCAGCCGAAGAGGCACGGCUCACAAGGGAACGAGAGGAAAAACAGCGAGAAAUUCAGACAAAGGAGGAAACUGCCAAGGAGGAGGAGGACGAGUUUGCCAAAGAGCAGCAAGAGGCUGCAGCUCGCCUGAUAGCACUGGAAGAGCAGGUGAGGCAAGGGAAGUUGCGAAAGGAGGAAGAGAGGAAGCGAAAAAAGGCGGCUCUGGCGGAAGCUAAGGAAAAGGAGGCAAAGAUGGCGGCGCGACGUGCAGAGAUUGAAGCAGCGAAGCAACGCGAGCUCGAGCUUCAAAGACAGCUUGAAUCGCUCGAGGAGGAUGACGAGAGCUCGGGUGACGAAGGGCUGGAACAAGUCACCCCUCAGGAAUCGACCUCGGGUGGCAGCCAGAUGGCUAAUCACGCGGCAGAGAACGGUAACAAUGCUGAUGGCAGCGCACUCGCUGUCCCUGCUGUUGUUACGUCUCCGCCGCCAGCCGAGACGGAGAGCAGGAACCCAUACCAUAAGAUGAUGUCGCACCACGAAGAGUUGACGCCUGCCACUGGAGAGCCCCAGAAGAAUGCGGCAGCACCGGCGGCACCGGCGGCACCUCCUCCAGCGGCUCCGGUUCCACGAUCCGAUCCGUCGACCAACCCGUUCCACAGGAUGUCACAAGCGGUUCCGGCUCGAAGUGGGCCCGUGUCGAGAAAACGAGCGGAUUCCGAGGAUUGGGGGUCGGACAAGGAAGAUGAUGAGGACUCGGAUGACGAUCGACCAGGCGGUGGGAAUGCCGCUCAGCUGGCUUCCAUGCUGUUUGGAACCAUGGCACCACCACGACCUCUAUCAGCCGCGGGACGAGAGCCAACUCCAACCAGCCCUGCCGCGGCGAGUGACGCAGCUCCUCCUCCUCCUCCUAUUUCUCCUGCUUCAGGCUCAAAUGGUAGAAUGGCAGCAGCAGCAGAUGCGGUACCAUUGCCAGAGGGAAACGGUCCUACGUGUCCUCCUCCGCCACCCCCGAUGCCGGGCUUUGAAGCUCCUUCUGCUCCGCCGCCGCCGCCGCCGCCAAUGCCGCCUAUGCCGGGCGUAGGCGCGUGCCCUCCCCCUCCGCCACCUCCGCCACCCGGUGAUGUGCCAGGUGCUGUCCGCGCACCGUCCGGCGGACGCCCUGCUGGCUUCCUGAGCGAGAUUCAACUGGGCAAGAGUCUCAAAAAGACCCAGACGGUGGAUAAAAGCGCUUCUGCUGUCGCGGGCCGUGUUCUGGACUGA
Messenger RNA from Ustilaginoidea virens, 4467 nucleotides. RefSeq lists its product as uncharacterized. Gene Ontology annotation, biological process: endosomal transport; endocytosis. The record is from RefSeq and is a predicted model, not a curated record. Lineage: Eukaryota; Fungi; Ascomycota; Sordariomycetes; Hypocreales; Clavicipitaceae. Bases 1 to 4467 code for a protein of 1488 amino acids. Gene Ontology annotation, cellular component: plasma membrane; cytoplasm. The transcript has 3 exons. Gene Ontology annotation, molecular function: calcium ion binding; protein binding.